UCCUAGAAUGGCUUUACUCCUUUAUAUAUGGCAGCUCAAGAAAACCACAUUGAAGUGGUGAAAUAUCUCCUGGAGAAUGGAGCCAACCAAAGCACUGCUACUGAGGAUGGUUUCACUCCUCUAGCUGUUGCACUGCAACAAGGACACAACCAGGCGGUGGCCAUCCUCCUGGAAAAUGACACCAAGGGGAAAGUGAGAUUACCAGCUCUGCAUAUUGCUGCUAGAAAAGACGACACCAAAUCGGCGGCACUCUUGCUGCAGAACGACCAUAAUGCCGACGUGCAGUCCAAGAUGAUGGUGAAUAGGACGACUGAGAGUGGCUUUACACCUUUGCACAUAGCCGCGCACUAUGGAAACGUCAAUGUGGCAACACUUCUGCUAAGCUGCAGUCGAUUUCACAGCAAGGAAUGGAAUCACCCCACUGCAUGUGGCUUCCAAAAGGGGAAACACAAACAUGGUGAAGCUCUUGUUGGAUCGCGGAGGGCAGAUCGAUGCCAAAACAAGGGAUGGACUCACCCCCCUCCACUGUGCUGCAAGAAGUGGACAUGACCAAGUUGUGGAGCUGCUCCUGGAACGAGGUGCCCCGCUGCUUGCAAGGACCAAGAAUGGGCUCUCUCCACUGCACAUGGCAGCCCAGGGGGACCAUGUGGAAUGUGUCAAACAUCUGCUGCAGCACAAAGCUCCCGUGGACGACGUCACGCUGGAUUACCUGACUGCCCUCCACGUGGCUGCACACUGUGGUCACUAUCGUGUCACCAAACUCCUCCUGGACAAGAGAGCAAAUCCCAAUGCUCGUGCCCUGAAUGGUUUUACUCCACUGCACAUUGCCUGCAAGAAAAAUCGCAUCAAAGUCAUGGAACUCCUGGUGAAAUAUGGGGCUUCAAUCCAGGCUAUAACAGAGUCGGGCCUCACACCAAUACACGUGGCUGCAUUUAUGGGCCACUUGAACAUAGUCCUCCUUCUGCUGCAGAACGGAGCUUCUCCCGAUGUCACUAACAUUCGUGGAGAAACUGCGCUGCACAUGGCGGCACGUGCUGGGCAGGUGGAAGUGGUUCGCUGCCUCCUGAGAAACGGGGCCCUGGUUGAUGCCCGUGCCAGGGAAGAACAGACUCCACUGCACAUUGCCUCUCGCUUGGGUAAAACGGAGAUCGUCCAGCUUCUGCUACAGCACAUGGCCCACCCUGAUGCUGCAACCACUAAUGGAUACACUCCGCUGCACAUCUCUGCCAGAGAAGGACAAGUUGAUGUUGCAUCUGUUCUCCUUGAGGCAGGUGCCUCUCACUCCAUGUCCACCAAAAAGGGAUUCACACCUCUGCACGUGGCGGCCAAAUACGGGAGCCUGGAAGUGGCCAAACUCCUGCUGCAGCGCCGUGCCUCUCCGGAUUCGGCUGGCAAG
Molecule: messenger RNA, 1396 nt
Organism: Pterocles gutturalis (yellow-throated sandgrouse)
Lineage: Eukaryota; Metazoa; Chordata; Aves; Pterocliformes; Pteroclidae
Product: ankyrin-2-like
Exons: 12
Biological process (GO): neuronal action potential; negative regulation of delayed rectifier potassium channel activity
Cellular component (GO): synapse; axon initial segment; membrane
Molecular function (GO): transmembrane transporter binding
Source: RefSeq, a predicted model, not a curated record